Messenger RNA from Saccostrea cuccullata (small rock oyster), 938 nucleotides. RefSeq names its product modulator of smoothened protein-like. Bases 108 to 620 code for a protein of 170 amino acids. Gene Ontology annotation, cellular component: ciliary membrane; Golgi apparatus. The record is from RefSeq and is a predicted model, not a curated record. Gene Ontology annotation, biological process: negative regulation of smoothened signaling pathway. Lineage: Eukaryota; Metazoa; Mollusca; Bivalvia; Ostreida; Ostreidae. The transcript has 3 exons.
CAACUGUAUUAGAUAUGUUGCACGCCACGUCUUUCGUGUGACCUGUAAUGUAAUCCUGGUACGAAUUGUCUAAAACCGAUUCCCCUAAAAAUGUCAAAACAAUCAGGAUGGACAGAUUAAGCAUAAUUUCAAGCGCUUUAUUCCUAACAGCGGAUGUAUUUGCUGUUGCAAGUCUGGCUAUGCCAAGAUGGAUCGUUUCUGACAUAGGAGGUCGCACAUACAUUGGAUUGCUGCAGUCAUGUCUGGAGAUUUACAGUGGUCAGCAAAGUGAAAUGUGUUUCACCCCUGUUCCACAGAGAACAGAAUGGCUUUUGACAUUUGUUUGUAUUAUUUUGGGCAUUCUUAGUGUCACUUCAACAAUAGGACUGUUGAUCCUUUCCCAUUGGAGGUAUCGAGUCAUGAAACAUGCCAGAUGGCUGGGAUUUGUGGCAAUAAUCCUGUUUUGCCUGGCUGCAGUCAUUUUCCCUAUUGGUUUCAACAUGGAGCAGAUAGGAGGAGAACCAUACCAGCUUCCUAACAAUUACCAAGUGGGCAUCUCCUACAUCUUCUUUGUCCUGGCUCUGUGGAUAACUGUCGUUUCAGAACUGUUUGCGAGCAAAGUCUGUUUGCCACAUUUUUAAUGCUUUUUUUUUUGACAGAAUUUGAAAAUAAGAAAUAGAAUGCCAAGACACUAGCCAUUAGAAUUGUCAGAAAUUUGGAGAAUUUUUUUUUAUAGACAAGACCUUUGAAUAACCAGUAUUUAGUUGCAUCUUUAUUAUUAAAAAUAAAUCCUUGCACAUACGGUAAUUGUUAAGUAUAUGUAUUGUCUCAUUUGUUAUAGGCACAGUUGUCCUUUGAAAGUUGUGCAAUAGAAGUAUGUUGUUACACUGUAUUGUUAAAAAUUGAUCAUAGAUUUAGAGAAUUAUGCUUUAAAGUACAUAACUGUAUGAAACUUUUGU